UCUCACCUGAACGGAGCGCCCUCUCUGCUGAUGACGGGUGCCUCCUCCUGGGAGAAAGACCGCAAGUUCGUCCUGCGGGGCUGGGCUCUGGUCUUCAGCACCCUGGCGACCCUGAUGAGCCUCAGUGUGAUGGACGGUCGAAUGGCUUACCUGGAGGCCCCCUACAUGGGCCACGUGAGCAUCUGGAGCAACUGCGGGAAGUACCAAUGUGCCCACCUGGGCAGGGUCACGGUUCUCCUGCACAUGAGCACCGGCUUCAUGGUGCUGGUGAUGGCCCUGAGUCUGGUCCUGCUCUCCACCAUGGGCCUCUCCUUCCAUGGCAUGUUCCACCGCCUUAACAAAGUGGAUGCCAUUUUCAGUUUCCUGAGCCUCAGCAUUGGUUUCCUGAUUAUCCUCAGUCUCCUAUUCUUUGUGAUCACAUGUGAGACACUGCACCCAAAGCCGAAGGUGUACUACCUGAUGACCAGCUACCUGUGCUGGGGAGGGGGAGCCUUGAUGCUGUGGGCCGGAGCCCUGAGCUAUUUAAACCACGCGGGCUUGUGGAGCAAAGGAGAGGUCACCAUGGACAGGUGCGACAGCUACCGACGAUGGUUCUCGAAGCACAGCGCCUCCAACCUUAAGUCCAAGCCGUUGUCAAGCAUGGAAUCCGGGGACCCAACGCCAAGUCCAGUGCAUGCACCCCCUGGAACCUCUCCCUGAGGGCGCUUUCUUUAAAAAAAAAAAUUCUUUGUCCCGCAAACCUCUAAGCAACUGCUCCUCAGCUUCUCAGGGCACUGAUUGGUAGGCGCGCCUGGAACGCAGCA
Molecule: messenger RNA, 803 nt
Organism: Talpa occidentalis (Iberian mole)
Lineage: Eukaryota; Metazoa; Chordata; Mammalia; Eulipotyphla; Talpidae
Exons: 5
Coding region: 31-699 (222 amino acids)
Source: RefSeq, a predicted model, not a curated record